GGAGCAUGAGUCUAUGAACGACACUUGGAACCGACGAUGGCCGCAGUCCCUCACUCCGUCUUCUCAUCUUUCCUCACUCACUCUGCUACCAUCUGCUUGCUUCGAUCAGAGGCAUGGCGAGCAUCAGGAGGAUGAAGCUGGGGUCACAAGGCCUGGAGGUCUCGGCUCAAGGGCUGGGUUGCGUGGGCAUGUCCGUCUUCUCUGGCCCCCCGAAGCCUGAAGCCGACAUGAUCAAGCUCAUCCACCACGCCAUCGACGCCGGCGUCGCCUUCCUUGAUACCGCUGACGUUUACGGUCCCUUCACCAACGAACUUCUUCUUGGCAAGGCUUUGAGUGGAGGGGUGAGAGACGAGGUUGAAUUGGCCACCAAAUUUGGUAUCAGCUUUGAGGACAACAAGAGAGAGAUUAUUCGAGGCGACCCGGCAUAUGUCAGGUCUGCUUGUGAAGGAAGCUUGAAACGACUUGGUGUAGAUUCUAUUGAUCUCUAUUAUCAGCAUCGGAUUGACACCCGUGUCCCCAUCGAAGUCACGGUGGGGGAGCUCAAGAAGCUUGUUGAAGAGGGUAAGAUAAAGUACAUUGGUCUGUCUGAGGCGUCAGCUUCAACAAUAAGAAGAGCCCAUGCUGUUCAUCCAAUAACUGCUGCGCAGCUGGAGUGGUCCUUGUGGUCAAGAGAUGUGGAGGAAGAAAUAGUUCCUACUUGUCGGGAACUUGGCAUUGGUAUUGUUGCAUACAGUCCUCUAGCAAGAGGAUUUUUUUCACUGGGGGCCAAGUUCAUUGAAAGUCUUCCAAACAAUGAUUCCCGAAAGAAGUUGCCCAGGUUUCAAGCUGAAAACCUAGAGCAUAAUGAAACAAUAUUCCAGCGGGUUAGUGAACUUGCAGCAAGGAAGGGAUGUACCCCAUCUCAACUUGCCCUGGCUUGGAUUCAUCACCAAGGAAAUGAUGUGUGCCCUAUACCCGGAACUACCAAGAUUGAGAAUUUUGACCAGAACAUUAAGGCUCUAUCUGUAAAACUGACACCAGAAGAAAUGGCUGAGCUUGAAUCUUUUGCUUCGGCAGAUGCUGUUAAGGGCGACAGAUAUCAGACUGGCAUCAGUACUUGGAUGAACUCUGAAACUCCACCACUGUCUUCAUGGAAAGCCACAUAAGUAUGUGCCUAGCCUCUCAAGUUAUGUCAUUGUAAUGCCUGUUUGUACCUUGAAAACUUAGUGAAUUUCUUUACUCUGAGAAUAUGUAGUUAUUGUGGGUUCAGUAGUUUUUGGGAGUGAUAUACUUUGGGACGUUAAACAAAUUAUCAGUAGCUUCAGCGGUUCAGCCUUCAGGUGUUUUGACUUGCAAUUGAUAAUUUCACAAUGAAGUGUGAAAUUACUUUCCAAGAAACCUCAAGUUGGUUUUGUUCACUAAUCUUUCAGGGGGGUUGAUACAAAUUACGAAAUCAAAAUAUACAAGUAUCA
Messenger RNA from Rosa chinensis, 1451 nucleotides. Its product is annotated as probable aldo-keto reductase 2. The record is from RefSeq and is a predicted model, not a curated record. Lineage: Eukaryota; Viridiplantae; Streptophyta; Magnoliopsida; Rosales; Rosaceae. Bases 114 to 1145 code for a protein of 343 amino acids. Gene Ontology annotation, cellular component: cytoplasm. The transcript has 5 exons.